This is a messenger RNA of Pocillopora damicornis (cauliflower coral), 1577 nucleotides long. Its product is annotated as ovochymase-2-like. The record is from RefSeq and is a predicted model, not a curated record. Lineage: Eukaryota; Metazoa; Cnidaria; Anthozoa; Scleractinia; Pocilloporidae.
UGUGCUGCUUUGUUGCAGAAAAUUGACCUAAUACCAUGACCCCAUUCAAGACGAAAUUGUGUUGGGAAACGUAUCAAUAAGUAAGAAGGUUGCUGUAAUUUUACCAACAGUUCGGAAAUUUGUCAUCCUAACAUCAGUAAACCCUGAUCUUUUACUGUUAUCAACAAAGAGAACUUAACUGUGUCGAAGAAUGGGAGUAUUCACAUCUAACCAACUGGUUACAGUUGCUUCCAUCAUCGUUUUAACAUUAUUCUUCAACAAAGGACACUGCGAUUCAAUUUGUCCCAAUGGCAUGACGAACAUCACAGCCUCCAGUGGUGAGCUUGAAUAUCCUGAGUCAGGUACUUAUGGUAAGAAUGAGACCAAAUGUUGGAGCAUUACGGUUCCCGAAACUUAUUAUGGUAUUCGAUAUCGUUUUUCCAGGAUUGAUGUAGAAGUGUGCUCUGGUUGUGAGUGCGACUAUCUUCAAAGAGGAAAUUCCUACAACUAUUUGCACAUGCACUCUAAAUUAUGUGGACGAUAUAGUUACAACUAUUUACAGGGAUAUGUAUUCAACGUCUACUGGACAGAUGGAUUUACCAACGUUGUUUCUGGAUCAACGGUCUAUCUUCGCUUCGUGUCGGAUAAUACUGUACAUUACACAGGAUUUAAGUUGAGCUUCAUAGCCACAUCCAGGACAGCGGGUAGAGUUAACUAUCUGAAUGCAACCGAAGAUGAAACUAUUGAGUUUGGCACACCAAAAGUCGACAUUGAGAACUACCCCUCAAAUUACGCAGAACAGUGGAUUUUAAUUGUCCCUGAGGGACGGAAGGUCCAGAUAGACUUUGACAUAUUUGAACUGGAAGACAGUGAGGAUUGCAAAAAUGAUUAUGUUGAGUUCCGUGAAGCAUCCAUCAUGGUUGGUGAUCCUAAAAGAAUAUAUGGCCAUUUUGGUCCAAUCCUGACAGGACGCCUGUGUGGAAAUGCAAAGCUAAAAUCGAUACUGAGUCAAGGGAACAUGGUUUGGGUUCAGUUCCUGAGUGACAGAAACUCCACUACCGUAAACAAGGGAUUCAAAGCUUCUUUUAAAGCAGUACAGGGAAGCGGAUUGCCUGUAAGCCGUCCAAUGAUGCUUCUUUUUCUCUCAGCUUUGAUCGUGCAUGUGUCAAAGAACAACUUGUUGUAGUCCUGUCAAGUGUAUCCAGGAGAUGUCUUUUGUUCGCUGAAGUUAUAAAUUAUAUUCAUUUUGGUAAACUCUGAUUGUCGACUUAAAAAUUUAAAUAUCAAGGAUUUCGUGUAAAGUUUUGUCCCAGGAAUCUUUCUUUUAGAUCAUUUUUAUCUCUCAUCGGAUCGAAUUCAUCUGUGCGUUUUGCUUUUUUUUCCAUCUGCAUAAAUUUAGUACAAUAAAAACAAAAUUUAAUCGGUUUGAAAACCCUCAGACUUAAUAAAACUUGAACAACAUUAUGUGCAUCUUUGAAAUAAUUUAGUAGAUAAGCGUUUUUGGCCAAGCGUGAGGAGAAGAUGGCAGGAUAUUGUCACAGUUUUUUUUCUUUUUUUUUUUGCAUGUACUUUCCAAAAAUAAAGGACUCAAACGUGAA